Molecule: messenger RNA, 720 nt
Organism: Purpureocillium lilacinum
Lineage: Eukaryota; Fungi; Ascomycota; Sordariomycetes; Hypocreales; Ophiocordycipitaceae
Source: RefSeq, a predicted model, not a curated record
AUGGCCGAGCAUGUCUGUGGUUUCCCCCUGUUCGCCCGCCUCCCGCCCGAGAUCCAGUACAUGAUUUGGGAAGAAGCCCUCCGCACACCCCAGAUCGUGCAGCUCUGCUUCGACUUCAGCAGGUACAACACCACCGGCGCCCUCCGCCGCCGCGUCGUGCCCCCACUGCUGCAAACCUGCGCCGCGUCCCGGCAAAUCGCCCAGGAGGUGUACGUCGACGACCUCUUCGAGGAGGACCGCACCUCCGUCGUCACGUACAUGCAGUCGGGCCUCGACACGCUGUACUACGGGUCCGCCAACCGCGGCGAGAGCAUCGGCCACGCCAACGAGCUCUGGGCGUAUGCCUUUCCAACGCUGGAUCCGGCCGACGUCAAGCACGUGGCCUUUGAGGUCAAGUACUGGGUGGAGCAGCACGAGGGGUGGGACAUGAUAGACAGUUUGAGGAUGCUGAUUGGGUUGGAAACGCUGACCUUGGUGUUUGAGGGGGAGUCGGAGCCUGGGAGACCUGCUGAGCUGGUGGACCUGACGGAGGACGAGCGGAAGAACAUAUUGGGCACGUAUGCGCCGGCAUUGGGAUUCAAGACCGUUGCCGAGUUGCUUGACAAGAUUCACGAAGACUUCGUGACCACGUUUGACGCUGAGGAGAUACCACUUGACGAUAUCCCAGAGCUGAGGAUCAAGACGCUUAGGGGGAACAUUUUCGGGCAAAGGCCGCAAUAG